UCCAACAUGGCGGCCCUGUCGCCUGUGCUGGUGCUGACAUAUUUCUCCUACUUUCAUUCUGCAGUUUUAAGCUUCCCCCUCGAUCAGCAGUCCCACGACACCUCCUCCUGCGGAUACAAGUCAUGCCACGCGACAGUGCCCAACAUGCUCAAUGUCCACCUGGUGCCACACACCCACGAUGACGUGGGCUGGCUGAAGACUGUUGACCAGUACUUCUAUGGAGGUCGUAAUGACAUCCAGCAUGCGGGGGUCCAGUACAUCCUGGACUCUGUGGUGGGGCAGCUGCUGCAGAACCCUGAGCGCCGCUUCAUCUACGUGGAGACGGCCUUCUUCUACCGCUGGUGGAAGAACCAGCCGCCCAGCAUGCAGAAGGCAGUCAGACAGCUUGUUGACCAAGGCCGGCUGGAGUUUGUGAACGGCGGGUGGUGUAUGAGUGAUGAGGCCACCACCCACUACAGCGCCGUCAUCGACCAGAUGACCCUCGGCCUGCGCUUCCUCAAUGACACCUUCGGGCCGUGUGGACGCCCCCGCGUAGCCUGGCACAUCGACCCCUUCGGACACGCCCGCGAGCACGCCUCCAUGUUCGCUCAGAUGGGCUACGAUGGCUUCUUCUUGGGUCGGCUGGACUACCAGGACCGGACCAACCGGAUCAGGACCCUGGAGCAGGAGCUGCUGUGGAGGGCCUCUGAGAGCCUCGAGCCUCCGUAUGCAGACCUCUUCACUGGUAUCUUACCCAACGGCUACAACCCACCGAAGGGCUUCUGCUGGGACCAGUCCUGUGACGACGCCCCCAUCAUGGACGACCCAGACCUGGAGGACUACAACGUCGACGACGUCGUAGAACGCUUCGCGGCGGCAGCCAACAGUCAGGCCAUGGCGUACAAGACCAAGCACAUCAUCAUGACCAUGGGCUCGGACUUCCAGUACGAGAACGCCAACCUGUGGUACAAGAACCUGGACAAGCUGAUCCGCUACGUCAACGCGCGGCAGGCCAACGGCAGCCAGAUCAACGUGCUCUACUCCACCCCCUCCUGCUACCUGCAGGAACUGCACCGCGCCAACCUCACCUGGACGCUGAAGACAGACGACUUCUUCCCAUACGCUGACGACGCCCACAACUUCUGGACGGGGUACUUCACCAGCCGCCCCGCCCUCAAGCGCUACGAGAGGGUCAGCAACGGCCGUCUGCAGACUUGUAACCAGCUGGAGGUGCUCGGGGGGCCGUCCUCCAGGAAGGGGCCCUUCGGGGCCGGAGACAGCGAGACCCUGAGAGAGGCGAUGGCAGUGGCCCAGCAUCACGACGCUGUGUCUGGGACAGAGAAGCAGCAUGUUGCCAACGACUAUGCCAGGAGGCUCGCCAAUGGCUGGCAGCACUGUCAGGUGGUGGUCAGUAACUCUCUGGCUGCACUCAGCGGAUCGUCUGCGGGUCGUAUUUACUGUGACAACCUCAACGUCAGCGCUUGUCCUCUCACUGAGGCCAGCAAGAAGUUCUCUGUGAAUGUCUACAACUCCCUCGCUCGCCCAGUGGUGUGGCCGGUCAGACUUCCAGUCAACGCCUCGGCGUACACCGUGUUGGACGCCACCGGUGCACCGGUAGACUGCCAGGUGGUCCCCAUGUCCAAAGCCACCCAGCAGGUGAGGAAGGAUCGGGGGUAUGCGGUCAACGAGCUGGUGUUCCAGGCCCAGGCCCCUCCGCUGGGCUACAGCACCUACUCCGUGUCCGUGCUUCAGAAUGGGCCUCCUUCGGUCUCCGCGAAGUCUGGGCCUCCAGCAGCCAUCCAAAACAAGUUUGUGCGAGCAACCUUUGACCCUGCCACAGGCCUACUGGACAGCCUCACCAACCUGGAGACCCAGCAGACCAUAAAGCUGACCCAGAACUUCUACUGGUACAACGCCAGUGAUGGUAAAAGCUCCAUCAGCCACCAGGCCUCUGGCGCCUACAUCUUCAGACCAAACUCCUCCUCGCCCGUCAUUAUAAGCUGCACGGCUGAGACUGAGAGCAUCCAGACACCGGAGCUUCAGGAGGUGAGGCAGCAGUUCGGACCAUGGGUAUCCCAGGUGAUCCGUCUCCAUAGCAACAGCAAGGCCCUGGAAAUGGAAUGGACAGUUGGACCCGUGCCCAUAGCGGACGGCCUGGGGAAGGAGGUGAUCACCCGUCUGGACAGCAGCAUCGCCUCCUCUGGGGUCUUCUACACGGACUCCAACGGCCGAGAGGUCCUCAAGAGGAAGAAGGACUUCCGGCCCACUUGGGACCUGAGGCAGACGGAGCCGGUGGCUGGGAACUACUACCCCAUCAACUCCAGGGCCUACAUCAAGGAUGAUAAAGACCAGCUGACUGUAGUGACAGACCGCUCUCAGGGUGGAAGCAGUAUCCACGAUGGAUCUCUGGAGAUCAUGCUCCACCGGCGGUUGCUCCAUGACGACUGGCGCGGCGUCGGCGAACCCCUCAACGAGGUGUCCGGGGUGUUCCCGCUGGGCCUGGUGGUCCGAGGCCGCCUCCUCCUCUCCCUGACUCCGCCCGCCCUCGCGGCCGACGCCCACCGGCCCCUGGCCCAGGAGAACGUGCUGCAGCCCCUGCUGUCCUUCACCGAGGGGGGACCCCCGCCUGGAUCUCUGCUGGAGUUCUCAGGUCUCCAGGCUGCACUGCCCCCUGCAGUCCACCUAUUGACACUGAGCCAGUGGGGGCAGGACUCCCUGCUGAUCAGACUGGAGCACCAGUUCCAGACCAAGGAGAGCAAGGAGCACUCAGUACCCUUUACUGUUAACCUGCAGAAAUUAUUCUCCACGCUGAAAGUGGUGGGAGUGUCCGAGCUGAACCUGUCAGCCAAUCAGUGGAUAGAUGAGAUGAAACGUCUGGACUGGAGGCCAAAGAUGGCCGCGAAGCCCCUGCGGAAGCCCCUGGGAGACCCCUCUAUGUGGGAGGUAAUCCUGACACCCAUGCAGAUCCGGACCUUCAUCCUCAGAGUCGCACCCCGCCGAUAGCCAACGCCCCCGACGAUGCAUGACCUGCCAAUCACCACUGCCUUUUAGAUAAACAUUGAGUCAAAUCGACCUGAUAGGGUGAUUUGACAGUCCAUCACCAUGUGUAGGAUCCCUGACUUUUUUAUGAAAUCACUUUUUUACUUUAUCGAUGAUAUGUAGAGGGAGAUCAAGUUUGAUUAUGUUCCUGUUGCACUGAAAUCUGAACACUUGACUGGUAACUUGUAAAUAUCUCUUGUUCUCGUAAACCAAAAAGGAACAUUUAACUUGGAAUGAAUAUUCAAAUCAUGUCAUUUUGUCCAUAGAAGUGUUUAGAGAAACACUCAGACAGACAACCUUAUCAGUAUUUCAAUGCCAACACAGUGUGACCAAAUGCUGUAGGAUCAUCUCAUCCAUCAUAUGUACCUGAUAUAUACAUAAUUUACGAUUUUAAAUCAACAUGACUGAAUAUAUCUCUUGUAUUUCCUUUUUCAAUGCCCUGUUUCUGAGAGUUCAGUAUGGGAACACCAACCCCCAAGCAGCUCUAUCUUCUCCACAGCACAUAUAAAACACGACAUCAUGCUUCGAUUAAGGGCUUUAUUAAACUGUCCCAACAGUCAAAAAAAAUUAAAAGCUGAAAACUCAGACCCAAUGUGAUAUAGAUAUCAUGGUAAAGCAUUUGCAUCGGUCCGAAUCCUGAUAUGAAUAUCAUCACAGCACUGUCUGCAUUCACCAACACCUGUACAUGAUUUGCGUGGUUCAGUCAGUCUUGUUCGCGUCCUUCAGCUCCGGGUCGUGGGAGUAGCAGCAUUUGUCUCCAUGUGUGCAUAUGCCCUGAGAGCGGAGAAGUGAGAUGAGGUAAACGUGUCACUCCCUCAUCUCUUAAAAAGGUACAGUUUCCCUAGCUCGCUAUACUGCUAGGUUAGCCAGAAAUAAUGAAUGAGCAAAAAUAGCCAGAUCCAAAACUAGAUGGUUUAACUUUGCUGAUGAUCAUUGGCAUGGUUUGAGUUUCUCUUGCAGGUCUUUCAGAGUCAAAGCCAUUUACUCAUAUCAUUUGGAUAAUUCCUGUUCUCCAAGUUCUUGCAAGCACAAAGAAUCUGCAUAUAGAGAGAAUCAUUUUGUAAUCAAGUCCACAACCCCAAACAAGUGAAUGAGGAUUAAUUCAGAGUUAACUUGAGGUUUUUAAAAGUAAAUAAUUAGAAAAUGAGUCACUGGUAACAAUGUGAACACAUGAAAGAAGCAGGCACUGGAAUAACCUCUGAUCUGAUUCAAGAGUGGUUUCCUAAUUCCUCAUGGCGAUAUUCUACUGAAAAAUAAAAUUGCUUUGCUCUAUUGGAUGAAGCUUUCAGACAGGGUUUUAUAAUAUUUCUACAGUGCAAAGUCUCAACGGUGUAGCUUUAAAACGUUGAAACCCUUUUACAGUUUACUACGGCUGGCCGAGUUUGUGUUCUCUAAAUAGCCAAUUAGGCGCCGACAGAUCACCGCCUCCGGCAACAUGAUUGAUUGAAACCAAUAUGAAGCUAAAUAAAAACACGCCCCUUCACCCAGAUUUGAACUUCUGCCUUUAUGUGGG
This is a messenger RNA of Gadus chalcogrammus (walleye pollock), 4531 nucleotides long. RefSeq names its product mannosidase, alpha, class 2B, member 1 (gene man2b1). NCBI's taxonomy places the organism in Eukaryota, Metazoa, Chordata, Actinopteri, Gadiformes, Gadidae. The coding region runs from base 7 to 2982 and encodes 991 amino acids. The transcript has 23 exons. The record is from RefSeq and is a predicted model, not a curated record. Gene Ontology annotation, biological process: mannose metabolic process. Gene Ontology annotation, cellular component: lysosome. Gene Ontology annotation, molecular function: carbohydrate binding; alpha-mannosidase activity.